AUGUCGCUGAAUGUGGAUGAGACAGCUGGGGACCUUCCAGUGAGGGAUGUGGGCCCAAGAGGAGGAUCCAUGCUUGUCACACAAGAACAAAACAUUAGAUCCUGGAGAAGACAGCCACAGGUGCUGAAAAUUAAAGAUCGGCAGCUUGUGUUCAGGAUCCCAAGGGAGCAGCUUGAGGAGCAGUGUCUCCGUCUGCAGGAGGAGAACAUGCUCCUCAAACAACACACUCGUACACAAGAACAGAAACUGCGCAGGCUGUCCACUAGGCUCCUGAAGCUGAGGUAUGGGCAGCCUGGCUCAGCACGACGCGGUGCUGACACAGAUGAAGCAAUUGAGGAGCUGGAGGCUCGUGUAGCUACUCUGGAGUGCCAGAAGGAGAUGCUGCACGGCAAGCUCUGUGCAGCCAGACAGCAGAUCCUGAGCCUGUGUGGACAAGCCCCCCACAGACCGCGCACUGGGCGGGGUCUAGAGGGAGAGGGCGGGGCCAGACGCCUGGCCCAGACUGCACCUGCUUGCUGCACCCACAGCUCCCUGGAAGACAGCCGAGGGAUUGAGAAACUGCAUACACUCCUCAACAGGUCUAGCAUUUCAGAAACACAGCACAUGAGGGUCCAAGAGCUUGAGCAUGCCAAUCAGUCCCUCAGAGAAACCCUUAAAGAGAAAGAGAAAGAGCUAGAACACACCAUUAAAGAACUGCAUAGACAGCAAGCCAAUGGACACAGGCUUACCAUAAAGGACAAUAUAGAUCUGAUCAGACUGCAGAAACAGCUAUCUGAAAAGAGCACCGCCCUUGUGGUUGUUCAGGAGAAGUUCACCAUUCUACAAGAGGCAUAUGAGACCCAGCUGGAGGAGGGUCAGAAGUCUCUUCGAGAGAGCCAAGAGGCUUUGCUGGGAAAGGUGGAGGAGCUGAGCGAGCAGCUGAAACAGGAGAAGUACAGAGUGCUGACACUCGAGGGUCAACUCAGUACUACCACUCUCUCACUUCAAGAACUAGAGGAGUUUCAGGAGAGGGUCUCACAUCUUGAAGGGGAGAAAAAUCUCCUGAAGAAAAGCUAUGAUGCUCUUCUGCAGAGCACUCUGUCUGCUCGGUGCCAUCAGGAAGACCAUGAACAUGACAGAAAUGUGAGUGAGUCACUGAGAGAAGAGAAGCUGAGAGCUGGCAUACAAAGGCUCGAGGAGCACUUGCAGGGGGAGAGGCGAGAGAGAGAGAAGUUGGAGCAGGAGAAAGAGAGGUUAAAACAGGAGUAUGAAGAAGUUCAAGAGGAGAGAGCAGGGGACAGGGCCAUGACUACUGCUCUCAGAGAAACACAUGACCACCUGGAAAAGGAAGUGCUUCAUUAUAGACAGGAAGUGGCAUCUCUGAAAGACAGACUGGACAGUGUGACAAAAGAAUUUGAUAUGAGUGCAGAAGACCUCAGUGAAACUCUGAUGCAAAUUAAGGCUUUCAGACUGAGGCAGGAGAGUUGUGAGGUGCUAUGUUUUCUGGGGGUUGAUGGGAAAGUGGAGGACUCACAUCGCGAGCUGGUUGCUCUACAGGCCGCACAGGCAGAAACAGUACUUGAGCUGCAGAAAACUCGAGACUUGCUGCAAAUACAAUAUCAUCUCAGUGGUGAUCUGCAGGCUGAGCUGAAAACUGUAUUGGAGAGAACUGAAAGGGAAAGAGCACAGAACAAAAAGUGGGCCACUGAAAAAGACAAAUUGUUAAAAAGCAGGGCUCUUCAAAUCAACAACUUACAAGCUCAACUAAAAGACAUUGCCUACAAGCCUGGAGGUUAUAAGUGGACCAUACCACAGCAGUACACAUGGACAGGGAUGGAUGAGGAGUUAGUCCAGAAGACAGAGGAGGAGAACAUCUUCAGCAAUCUGCAAGAGGGAGAAUUCUUGCUUGAAAUCCAUCUAAUAGGAGUCACCUUCACCCCUACUGGACUGAGAUUCAUGGCUCAGACAGAUUCUGGGGAUUGCCACGAGCUUGUGACGUUUUGCACCUAUGCAUGCCUUGACUUUGAGGUGCACUCAACACCUCUGGCUUCAGGGACACAGCCAAAUUAUGGCUUUACAUCUUGUUAUGCCCUAACUGGUCAUGACCUCACCAAGCUUGGGCACCACGGGGCUUCUGUACAUGCUGAACUCCAUCAGGCUCUAGGAGGGGUGCGAUUUAUAACCUGGGGCAGAGCAAGAAUCUCCCUGAUGGGGGCACUACAGCGGAGAGGAGAACAAGUGAAAGGCACAGCCAACAUCACAGGAUCUGAGGAAGUGAUAAUAGGGGCCCUGGAGUUCAGGGUUUGUCUGUACCCUCAGGUGGAACCAAGAGACAGAGGCAAAGAUGGAAUGACUGAAAAAUGGCCCAUACAAAAAGCUCUGGACUGGAGUCACAUACAGUCAAAAACUCAGGAGUUAUAUGACUUUGGUGGAAGGAUACCAAAUGAGCUGGUGGUGGUAUUGGAACGCUGCAUAGGCCUCAGUGCACGCUGGCCAGGACUUCUUCCUGAUGCUUAUUUAACCUAUCACCUGUAUGAUCUACCUCCUCACUCCACUCCUAUAGUGCCAUGCUGUGCAGACCCUGUGUUUGCAGACUCGGCCACCUACCCGUUAGCAGCUACAGCAGAUCUGAUGGAAUACCUGAAGAGGGGCAGCCUAUGGCUGUAUGUGUUUGAUGACAGUGAAGGCCAGACUCCUCCUACUUACCUGGCCAAGACACCAAUCCCACUCCGAGCUCUAGCAGCUGGCAGACCAAUCAAAGGUGAUUAUGUCCUAAGGGACCCUGCAGGGAGCCCUAGAGGCAUGGUGAGGGUGCAGCUCCAUUGGAGAUAUCCUUUCCAGUCCCCUGGUUUUAACCAGAUGCCUUCCAGACCAGCUGAAAUGGAGAGAGCCAUCAGGAAUAGACAGAGGCUAGACAAGAGAGCUGAUGAAACAGAAGAGUCACAGAGGCCGACUGCUAAGCCCAGGCUGAAGUUGGGUCCUUUCAAAAAUGGCAAAGACCAGACACAGCCCUCCCCUCCACCAAUCAAAAUCCAUAGACCUGAAAGAUCACCAAAACCUCAGGUUUCUACGCCCAAGUCGAUCCAGCUGAGAGCACCACGAAAUGUCUUUCAACUGCCAGUAUCAAAAAGCAGACAGCAAAGGAGUACCAGAAACCUUUCAAGAGUACAAGAUGUAAAGCCAGUGGAACAUGGGGAUGAGGAAGAGGAGGAGGAAGAGGAGGAAAAAAAGCUUCAGUCUAACGGAACUGGAAAUGACAGUGAUAUGUCUGAGUCAGCAGAAUCAGGAACUUCAAGUGGGAGUGAUAUUAUAAUCCCCCCAUCACUAAAACCUGCCAAUAAGGAGGACAGACUUAGAGUGGAGAUUUUGUCCCUUUUGUUUGACCCAUCGUCCAGUGUUGCUUUGGAUCCAUCAGUGCAGCAAGUCUAUGUAGAAUACCGACUUUUGGGUGUUCCUAUGGAAACCACUGAGACCCCCAUGUCUCUACGGAAACCAACCAAGGGGGAGGAAAUACAUUAUAACUUUACUAAAGUUAUACAUGUGGACACCAUGGAGGCAAUUCCUUUGAGGCAUUACCUCUAUACUAUGCUGGAAGGGACUGACCCCAAUCAGGGCAGGUUAAAGUUCACUGUGGUCAGUGAGCCACUGAAUGAAGAAGAUGAAUGUGAGGAUGUUGGCCACGCCUACCUGGACUUGCAGGAACUUCUUCUUACGGGAAAUGAUGUAAUCGAACGGCAAAUUGACAUUAUCAGUAUGGAUGAUGAUCAGAAUGUGGUGGGGAAGCUGAAAAUGUCUCUAGAGGCUGCUGAGGCUUUAACAGGAAUUUACGGGGAGUACCACAAGAAAGAGAAGAAAGGGAUAGUGACAGAGAAUAAAGAGGAAGAAGAAGAAGAAGAAGAGAGACAUGGAGAUACAGAGAAAUGA
Electrophorus electricus (electric eel) is the source of this 3903-nucleotide messenger RNA. The record is from RefSeq and is a predicted model, not a curated record. Lineage: Eukaryota; Metazoa; Chordata; Actinopteri; Gymnotiformes; Gymnotidae.